Kwoniella botswanensis is the source of this 1047-nucleotide messenger RNA. RefSeq lists its product as uncharacterized. Gene Ontology annotation, molecular function: metallopeptidase activity; protein binding. The record is from RefSeq and is a predicted model, not a curated record. Gene Ontology annotation, cellular component: COP9 signalosome. The transcript has 9 exons. Bases 1 to 1047 code for a protein of 348 amino acids. Gene Ontology annotation, biological process: protein deneddylation. Lineage: Eukaryota; Fungi; Basidiomycota; Tremellomycetes; Tremellales; Cryptococcaceae.
AUGUCAGCCGAGGCGACAUCCUCUCACAUCGCACCAGGAGGCGCUACCUCAGGACUGACCAUCAAUCUUCACCCUCUUCCUAUUCUCAACGUAUCGGAUCACUUCAAUCGAUCUCGUCUCACCUCGUCAGGAUCUACGAGAUUCAUCGGUGCACUCCUCGGUACGGAAAGCAAUCGAGAAAUCUCCAUAGUCAACUCUUUCGAGUUGGUCAUUGGAUCUCCAAAUGGUGAUGUAGAUAUGGGAGAGAGUAGUACUUCUGCUGCCCAGAGCAGUAAUAGUACAUCUCUGAAUACUACAUUUUUUGAAACUCGAAAAGAUCAAUUCAAACAGGUCUUUCCGACCCUCGACGUGGUAGGAUGGUACACUUUCGGGGAGGAACCGACCGCGGAGGAUGUCACUCUUCAUCAACAGUUCACAGAUAUCAUCGAUACACCUAUCUUCCUUCUCUUCAACCCAAAACAUCCUCCAUCCUCUCAAACUCUACCUGUCACCAUCUACGAAGCUGCACUUGCAGAAGGAGGGAAGGAUGAUUCCACAGAUGGGAAAUUCGUGGAACUCGCUUACGGUAUUGAGACUGGAGAAGCGGAGAGGAUAGCCGUGGACGGUGUAUCAAGGGGAGGUAUGGGUGGAGAAGGAGAAGAAAGUACAGUGGUUGCAAAUUUGACAACUCAACGUAAUGCCAUAAGGAUGUUGUAUGAGCGAGUGGCCGUUCUAUUACAGUAUAUUACAGGUGUCCUAAAUAAAACUGCCAAACCCGACCAUGACAUCCUUCGUCAAGUGUCCGCUUUGGUAGCAACCCUGCCCACCAUGGAUGCUAAAGAAUUCCGUGACGAGCUUACCACGGAAUAUGACGAUGUGCAGCUUACUGCUUAUCUCACAACAUUGACUAAGCAGCUUAGCGCUCUUAGCGAUUACGCCGACAAACACAAUCUUCUUCACCCUCCACCCAGUGAUGAUUUCGGAGGAUCUCAUGGUGGAUCGCGAGGCGGUAGGGGUUAUGGUGGAUUUGACUAUGUGGGAGGUGGUGGUGGACGGAGAAGAAGGUAA